CAGGACUCGAAUAGCAUACCAUACAGCAGUGCUCCUAUUAGACAAUUUGCAAGUAACGUCUGUUGUAUUUUACCAAAAUGGCCUCUGGUUCUACUCGGAAUCUAGAGCAGAUUGUGAGAGACGGAUUGAGCACGCUCGUGUUUGCUUUUGGUUACAAGGUUGGGAUAAUUGACGCCUUCAUUGAAAUCAAACAGCCAUGUACAGCCGAGGAACUCAGUCAAAAAUCAGGCCAAAAGUUAAGGUACACUCAAGAAUGGCUUGGCAGCAUGAUCGCUGCAGGAAUUGUCAAACUUCACGAAGACGGCAAAUACUCCCUUCCAUUCGAGGAAUCCAAGUUGAAUCAUUGGGGCAUUGUCGCCAAAGCGCUUCCAGUAUUAAGUGAGAUGUUUCCUAAGCUGGAGGAAGUCUUUUCAAAAGAUGGACCAAGGGGAUAUGGAUAUUAUGAGCCAGUUCUUGCCUGGCUGGAUACACACCGCACACCAACAGCUCUUCGUCACUGGAACCAGGAUCUACUGAUUCCUGCCAUAGGACUUAAACAAGGGACCAAUUUUACACUGCUGGAUAUUGGUUGUGGUUACGGAAAGCAUACAAGAGAAGUGGCCAAACUGUUCCCUAACUGUACGAUUUACGGUAUCGACUCGGAUAAAGUCUCCAUUGAUCAAGCAAUCAAAGAACUCGAAGAAAGUGGUUGGAAGAACAUCAUCUAUAGCCAUAUGAAAGGGGGACAACUCCCAGAGGAUUGGACUGAAAAAUUUGAUUUCGUUUUAAUUAACGAUGUACUUCACGAUUCACACGACGGUGAUGGAAUUCUCAAAGAGACGAAGCGAGUCCUUAAACCAGAUGGUUAUGGAAUGGCAUAUGAUCCUCCUGUAAGCUCAUAUCCAGAAAAGCAAGUCGGGGAUUUAACGGCCCAGCUUUACCUUCCUUUUAGUCUCUUUCAGUGUCUUCCGGUCAGUUUAUCCGGUCCACUGGGAGAGGGACGUGGUAUCGGUUGGGGAUACGAACGCAAGAAGCAGGAAAUAGAAAAACACGGGUUUCGGGUUAUCAAAGUUGGCAAAGAGGAUAUUGAUACAGUGCAAGAAGGCAUUGUUUUUAUGAAAGAGAAUUAAUAUUCAAUCAUUUUUAAAGAACAGUUUUUCUGCACUUGUAGAGAACUCUACCAAAAUUCAUCUCGGAUCUUUUAUUGUAUUUAAUUAUGAUGUUACAUGUAAUUAUGACCUCAUAACACCAUUUAUCAUGUAUACUUUUUAAUUGAUUAUAAAAUCUUCCCGUUACAUUUUGUGAAUUGACUAACAAGUAAACUAACAAAUCUUUUAUUAUAACAAUGUUUGCAUUUACUAAUACUAUUUUUCUGUGAAUACACUACAAAAUAAAACUAAAUAAACA
Messenger RNA from Saccostrea cuccullata (small rock oyster), 1386 nucleotides. RefSeq lists its product as uncharacterized. NCBI's taxonomy places the organism in Eukaryota, Metazoa, Mollusca, Bivalvia, Ostreida, Ostreidae. The record is from RefSeq and is a predicted model, not a curated record. The transcript is spliced from 4 exons. Bases 78 to 1109 code for a protein of 343 amino acids.